AUGAAUCAGGUCGAGGCAAAAAUACAACUUCAAACAACCUGUUGUUGUCCUGCACAAUUUAAUUCUACCAUUGUAUUGAGUGGUGGUGGUGAAAAAGAUGUGCAUGUUGUAAAUCCAUCACACGAUUUGAUAUUUAGCUAUUCUACUUAUGAAGCUCUUUCAUUGCCAACUUAUGAAUGGAAAUCCACUGAUAUUGAUUUGAGUGGUUUGGCUUGUAAUAGAAGUUUCCUUAUAAUUCCCAAGACUAAACUUAUGCUAUUUGAAAAACAAUUAACUGUUCAAUUGAUCAUUAGAGAAGGUUGCUCAAAGAUCUCUAAUCCUUCAAUUUCCUUCACUUUGAAUACACCUCCAAGUGUUGGAACCUUGUCAAUUACUCCAAGCAGUGGUGUUGCUUUGGAAACUGUUUUCACCUUGACAUGUAACGGUUCUUCAGUUUCUAAUAAUCCUCUUACCUACAGAUUCUUUUACUUGGACGAAUCCAAUUCAGUAUGGAAGCCACUAAACGAAAGAAAUCAAGAUUCAACUCUCAGUUCCACUCUCCCUCUUGGAUCCAAUUCAAGCAGCACACAAGUUUUGAAUAUCAAGGUUAUUGUUUAUGAUUCUGUACUUGUUUCCUCUGAAAAGCAAAUGACUGUCAUUGUCUACAAACCUUCCUCAAUCAGCAAUACUACACUGUCUGACAUGUUACAAAAGGCCAGCUCCAAAUCAGUUUCGUCCUCCUAUAUUUCAUCCACUUUGGAUGCAAUUACAUUUUUUAUUGCAUCAUCCACCAAUGUCCCUAGCAAUAUGAAACAAAUUAUGAGUGCAAUCAAUGCAGUUGUCGUUUCCUAUGUUGAUACUCUUCAAAAUAUUGGUCAAUUCACAUCUGAUAAUGGUAUUUCCACUGUUUCUGCCAUCUCUUCAAUCAGCUCAUGUGUGGAAUAUGUUCAAGAUGCAGAAAGUACAUCUUCUAUCAUUAAGAAAUUGAGAAAUUUGACAGAGGAAGCAGCAACUAGCAGUUCUUUCACCUUGGAUGAUGAUUAUUUGUAUCUCAUACAAAAGACAGCAAACAAAUUCCUUCUCCAUGUAAAAUCAUCCAAUGAUUUAAAAGAAAUUGAAAAUAUUUACCCAUUAGUUGGUAAAUCUUUCAUGAAAAAGUCUGUUCCAGAUAUGCCAGCAAUUACCUUUUCUAAUACCAUUCAAAUAUGUUAUUGGAGAAAGGUAUUGGUUUCAUCCUUGACAAGCAUUGUUGGAGAAUCCAUUGAUAAUAACGGAAAUAAGAUUUCAAUACAAUCUGGAUUAGCAACACACCCGUCAGUUUCACAAUUGAACUACAUUACAUUAGCUUUGAAAACUGAAUCCCCUACCGACAGGUUAAUCUUUGACUUUUCAAUACUUGAAUUUGAUAAUGUCUCAUCAGAUAAGAGCCUCAUAUCAGUAUUCUUUGAUACCACUUUUCCUUUCUACUAUUGUUCCUAUUGGGAUAAUGCAUGGAAUCAGACAGUGGCUGGAGGUGCUUGUAAUAUUAAUUACUCAGGAAAAAGUUCAAUUGGCACCAUCUCUGCAUCAAUUGAAAAGACUGGUCGAUUUUCCAUUAUCCGUGAUCCAGGAGAGGGAGGAGAGAGCUUUAUCAGGAAUAAUUAUGAUUUGUUUGCCCUAUUUGCAUUGUUGAUUAUUCCAAUUGUGUGCAUAAUUAUUGUAUUAUUGGUGGCCAUUUACUUGUUGAGAAAGAGAAAGAUCAAAACCAACUUGGAAAAUAAUGAUGUUGAUAUUGUGAAUGUGCGUGAACCUAAACAAACACUUAUCAGUAAUCAACACUUUUAA
Molecule: messenger RNA, 1803 nt
Organism: Naegleria gruberi
Lineage: Eukaryota; Heterolobosea; Eutetramitea; Acrasida; Naegleriidae
Exons: 1
Coding region: 1-1803 (600 amino acids)
Source: RefSeq, a predicted model, not a curated record